CUAAUCGCCGACUACGACACAGAUCCUUUGGUCCAUCGAGCAGUCGACCAACUCAAUUUCUACCUCUUCCCAGUUCUCAAUCCCGACGGCUAUGAGUAUUCUCGAAGCGGAGUUUCGCCUAUGAUUCGUCUUUGGCGAAAAAACCGCUCGAAUAUGAUCUGCAAAAAGGACCAAUGGUUCCGCGAACGAUGUUGUGGAGGUGUAGAUCUCAACCGAAAUUUUGACUGGUUUUGGGGAGAGAUUGGUUCGAGCUCCGACCGUUGUUCGGAGAUCUACCAAGGAAAGGCACCUUUCAGUGAGGCUGAAUCCAGGGCGGUACGUGAUAUGAUGUUCUCGCCAGAGUUGAGAGGAAAAGUAGACGCAUUUCUUACCCUGCAUACCUACUCUCAGAUGUGGAUUCAUCCUUUCAGUCAUCAGAGAAGGACCGGUACUGAGGACAUUCAAAUGAACCUUGAACAAGUUGGCAGAAGGGCGGUAGCAGCUCUGGAGAAUGUCUAUGGGACGAAAUACCGAUUUGGAACUGGAGCCGAUAUUCUGUACCCUUCGUCUGGAGGAUCAGACGACUGGGCAAAAGGAAAAGGCGGUGCCAAGUAUGUCUACUUGAUGGAAUUGCGUCCAAGUGAAGAAGUAUGGGAUGGAUUCAUCCUUGACUCCCGUCAGUUGAUCCCAACAGGACGUGAGACAUGGGCUGGCAUCAAGGUGGUCAUCGAAGCGGUGCUGAAGCUGAGGCGAGGUAGUCGAGUGGUCGUGACGGCAGAGGCUCGAGCUGCCGCCAUAGAACGGUUUCGUGAGCAGCAGGCGCGUCUGGAGGCGAUGCGACAGCGGAUACGAGCCGACGCUGCUCGCAGCAGACCGCGAGGAGACGUGCGUGCUGCGGGUCGACGUACAAGUUCAACUUCGACUGACCGGCCGAUAGUGUCGAAUGAUACCGGCAGUACACCGGUACGAACCUGCGCGGACCGAUCGCCGUGGUGUUCGGCAUGGUUGAAGCGAAAUGCACGAGUAUGCAUUAUUUCGUCGAUCUUUAUGCGUCGUGAUUGUGCAAGAUCAUUGUCAUUUUGCUAA
Messenger RNA from Ostertagia ostertagi, 1065 nucleotides. The record is from the annotation of a GenBank genome assembly. NCBI's taxonomy places the organism in Eukaryota, Metazoa, Nematoda, Chromadorea, Rhabditida, Trichostrongylidae.